AUGUGUAAGGCUGAAGCAGAACUGGAGCCACAGUCGGAUGAAAAAGAGAAGUUUGAGCCUACCGUGUUUAGAGAUACAAUCAUUCAGGGGCUCAAUGAAGCUGGGAGUGACCUGGAUGCUGUAGCCAAGUUUCUGGACGUUGCAGGGUCAAGACUAGAUUAUCGUCGCUAUGCAGACACCCUCUUCGAUAUCCUCAUUGCUGGGAGCAUGCUUGCUCCCGGAGGGACGCGUAUGGACGAUGGGGACAGGAGCAAGGUGACCGAGCACUGCGUGUUCGCUGCUGCCGAGAGUCACGCCGCGGUGCGCGGCUACGCUCAGGUCUUCAAUAAGCUAAUCAGGAGAUACAAAUACCUAGAAAAAGCAUUUGAAGAAGAAAUCAAAAAGCUGCUCCUGUUCCUGAAAGCCUUCAGUGAGUCCGAACAAACGAGACUGGCAGCGCUUACAGGGAUCCUCCUGGCACACGGAACCCUCCCUGCCACCAUUCUGACCAGCCUCUUCAGUGACAACCUUGUCAAAGAAGGAAUCUCCGCUUCCUUCGCUGUGAAGUUAUUUAAAGCCUGGAUGGCUGAGAAGGAUGCCAAUGCAGUUACCUCAGCUUUAAGAAAAGCCAACUUGGAUAAAAAGCUACUGGAGCUGUUCCCAGCCAACAAGCAGAAUGUUGAGCACUUUACAAAAUACUUCAAUGAUGAAGGUUUAAAAGAGCUCUCCGAUUUCCUGCGUGUCCAGCAGUCUCUGGGGACCAGAAAGGAGCUGCAGAAGGACUUACAGGAGCGUCUCUCUCAGGAAUGUCCCAUCAGGGAGAUGGUUCUGUACCUUAAAGAGGAGAUGAAGAAGAACGAGCUGCAGGAGCAGGCUGUCAUAGGUCUCCUGUGGACCUGUGUAAUGAAUGCCGUGGAGUGGAAUAAGAAAGAGGAGCUGGUUACAGAACAGGCACUGAAACACUUGAAGCACUAUGCUCCAUUGCUUGCUGUCUUCAGUACCCAAGGCCAGUCAGAGCUCAUUCUGCUCCAGAAGAUUCAGGAGUACUGCUAUGAUAACAUACAGUUUAUGAAGUCCUUCCAUAAGAUUGUGGUCCUUUUUUACAAAGCCGAUGUCCUGAGUGAGGAAGCCAUUCUGAAGUGGUAC
Lepisosteus oculatus (spotted gar) is the source of this 1125-nucleotide messenger RNA. Lineage: Eukaryota; Metazoa; Chordata; Actinopteri; Semionotiformes; Lepisosteidae. The record is from RefSeq and is a predicted model, not a curated record.